Aaosphaeria arxii CBS 175.79 is the source of this 2286-nucleotide messenger RNA. Its product is annotated as kinase-like protein. Gene Ontology annotation, cellular component: nucleus; cytoplasm. NCBI's taxonomy places the organism in Eukaryota, Fungi, Ascomycota, Dothideomycetes, Pleosporales. Gene Ontology annotation, molecular function: protein serine/threonine kinase activity; ATP binding. The coding region runs from base 1 to 2286 and encodes 761 amino acids. The record is from RefSeq and is a predicted model, not a curated record. Gene Ontology annotation, biological process: mitotic DNA damage checkpoint signaling; protein phosphorylation. The transcript is spliced from 2 exons.
AUGGCAAUGGCCCUGGAUAAGACGUCCCAGAUAAAUAACGAUUACAUUGAUCGCAUACUCCCUACAAUGAGGUCGGAUAGGCUAGCUGCGGUCCUGACCAAGCAUGAGCUUGAGGGAACAGCAACCGCGAUUAGGGCAUUGACCGAACAGGCUAUUAUCGAAAGGAACGGUUCUAUACAGGAAGAAGAAAAUGAUGAAGAAGCAUGGCCUGGACAGGAAGAGGACACAUGCUCAGUGGUCACUCGAGGCACAUUCCGAACAGCCGAAACGAAUUUCACAUCUUCGACCUAUUUCACCGCCGUGACUGGUUUAGGAAUCGGAUCACAUGCGACUUCAGUCAGACUACAAAAGCAUCAUAAGUAUUCUCAAUUGUUGAGCGAGAGAAAUCUCUGGCCGGUCGAUCCACGUAAAGAACAAGACUGGUCAGGCAGGGGCCAACAUGCCGAGUUCACCAAAGACGAAAAGCCUCUUAUUGACAAGAUAUUGCAAGUCCAAGACGACCUCGGGAGCUCCAACACGACUAUAGUACAGCUUGUCCGAUGCAAACGAAUAUUCUUGGCCAGAAAGACGAUCCGGUGCAAUCGGAACUUUCCCAAAAGCAGAGCUAUAGAAGAGGUAGCCCACCUUACAAAGCUGAACCACUCUCACAUUGUUCGAGUCAUCGGAACAUAUACAAGGGGGAACGAACUCUCAAUCCUGCUCUAUCCGGCCACGGAAUACAAUCUGGAAACGUUCUUACAAGAACUUGAUCCGACAAAUCUUCACACAUCAGAGUGGGAAGAACGCCGGUCAUCAUUGCGGAAUUUCUUUGGUUGUCUCGCCCAUGCUGUUGCCUAUCUCAGCAGGAAUCUGAUAAAACACAUGGAUAUAAAACCCCAAAACAUACUUGUGCGCGACCUGAGCAAGAGUAUGAUGAUUAGCCCUGGCGAAUUCAAGGUAUAUAUUGCGGAUUUCGACAUUGCUAGGUCGUACCGAUCUAUUGAAGAGACUGUGACUGAAGGUCGCACGGCCUUCACGCGCAAGUACGCAGCACCCGAGGUUGCCGAGGGAGCCUUUCGUGACUUAUCUGUCGAUGUGUUUUCACUCGGUUGUGUAUUUGUGGAAAUGGCUGUGUGCCUUGCAUAUCCGGGAAUUCUUCCCCCCAGCAACCAGGCCUCGGCCAUCACGGGCUUUACUAGCAGCAUGUCUACGAAGUCCCUGUACAGAGUGUACAAGUACACUUACUUGGUCGAAGGUGAUCCGGCUUGUAGACUGCAAGCAUUGCUCGAUCAAAACGAACAUGGCAACACAUCGUACCAGGCGAACUUGCCUGCAGUCAAGAAACACCUAUCGGGGCUCACAUUCUACAGAACCGGUAGAGUAGAUUCGUAUAUGGAAUUAGUGGCCCAGAUCAUCACUCGAAUGAUCGACGAGAACCCGAAGAACAGACUUUCGAGCGCGGAUCUUGAAAACAUGUUCGAUCCUCCGUCAGAAUGCUGCAGGCAGCAGGCUGAUAUACUCGAGGCAGCGCCAGGAAAGACGCCCCUGGGAGACGAGUCAAGAAUGAAGAUCGAGGAGGAAACUCUCUUGAAUUUUGAUCGCAUCCCCGUCGAAGUUAAGAUGUUGCCGACUGUCACUACUUCUUCUGUCCGCAUUGUACCCCCAGAAAUCGGUGAUGACAAAGAAAUGGCAAGUGUCCUAGCAAAACGGUUGGAAGAGAAAGAAGUAAUGGAUAGGAUACAGACAGAACAGGAAGAACUACAGGCACAAAUGGAAAAAUACCCGGCAAAAGUGCAGCGAUUACGGGAGAAAUUACAGGAACAACUACCGGAACAGCUGUUGUACGAAGCAAAGGAUGAACUGGAGGCACUACUUGAAAAAUUCCAGGGAGUACAGGAGUCACAGGUAUUACUACAGAUAGAACUACAGGAAGAACUACAGUAUGAAAAAACCGAAACAGCAAACGAUAAACUACAGGCACUACACAAAGAACUACAGGAACUACAGGAAGCACUGGAAGCACUAUAUGAAGAAGUAGAAAGAAAAGAAGCGCUAUAUGAAGAAGCAGAAAGAAAAGAAGCAGAGGAUGAACUACAGAAAGAAUCACAGGAACUACAGAAAGAGCUGAAAGAACUGGAAGAACUAAAUCAAGAAGCAAAGGAAGAAGCAAAGGAAGAACUGAAGGCACGACAGGAAGCACGACAGGAAAAACUACAGGCACUACAGAAAAUACUGGACGAUGCAAAGGACAAUGCAAAGAAAGAUGCAAAGAAAGAUGCAAAGGAUGAAACACAGGAAGAAGCAUAG